This is a messenger RNA of Nicotiana attenuata, 2237 nucleotides long. Its product is annotated as vacuolar protein-sorting protein bro1-like. The transcript has 5 exons. The coding region runs from base 174 to 1691 and encodes 505 amino acids. The record is from RefSeq and is a predicted model, not a curated record. Lineage: Eukaryota; Viridiplantae; Streptophyta; Magnoliopsida; Solanales; Solanaceae.
CCAAAAAGGAAGUUUCUCACUUUCUCUCUCUUUUUCUCCUCCAACACACUCAUAGGAAAAAAAAAGGGAAAGAGAAAGAAGAAGAAGCUAUGGACUUUCUCUCACUACACACUCACAACACAAAUGGAGAUUAGCAAAACUGAACCAAACCCACAUUACUAUUAUUAUUUUCAAUGGGCAAAGUAGAGGAUGAACAUCAAUUACCAAUAUCAACAGUAGGUGCAAAUGGUACAGAUCAAAAUGUAGAGAAUAAUAGUUGCCGCAGCAGAUUCAGUGGGUUUCUGAAGUUUAGAUGUGUAUUUGCUUUGCUGUUUGGUGGAGCUGUUUUGCUUUCUGCUAUAUUUUUGUUGCCUUUUUUUCACAGUGGAGAUCUUGGGGAUCUAGAUCUAGACCCCAAAUUUAGAGGUCAUGACAUAGUAGCCAGUUUCAUGCUUGAGAAGCCAGCUUCUUUGAUGGAGGAUUAUACCUUGCAACUUGAAGAUGAUAUUUUUGAUGAAAUAAGUGUUUCCAACACUAAAGUGGAAAUAAUAUCAUUAGAAAAUAUAACUGGAUCAAACAUAACAAGGGUUGUCUUCGCUGUUGAUUCUGAUGUGAAAAAUAUGAGGAUUUCUCCAACUGCUCUGAGUCUAGUCAGAUCCGAAUUUGAAACUGUAAUUACUCACCCAUCAUUUCUGCACCUGACGGCAUCUUUGUUCGGGGAUCCUUUUUCUUUCGAUGUGCUGAAACUCAGAGGAGGGAUAACAGUGAUCCCUAAACAAAUUGGAUUCCUCAUGCAGAAUGUGCAGAUCCGAUUCAACUUCACAUUGAACUCCUCCAUCGAUGAAAUUCAAGAUAAAUUUGAUGAAUUAACAAGCCAGCUGAAAUCAGGGGUACACCUUGCAUCAUACGAGAACUUGUAUAUCAAGUUGACUAAUACAAGAGGCUCGACGGUGAAUCCUCCCACUAUUGUUCAGUGUCAAGUUCUUUUAGCAGUUGGGAUAAAUCCUUCCAAUUCUAGGUUGAAGCAGUUGGCUCAGACCAUUGGUUCUAAUUCUAAAAACCUUGGCCUUAAUAACACCGUAUUUGGGAGGGUUAAACAAGUUAGCCUGUCUUCUAUUUUACAACAUUCUCUUGGUAGUCCUUCACCUUCUCCGGCUCCUCAACCUUAUCACCCCCAUCAACACCAUCACCACCACAGUCGCCACCACCACCGCCAAGGCUCGAAUGUUGCUCCCGCAAUUUCACCUGCUCCGAGGGCUGAGAAAAGGGGAUCAGUUAGCGGGAAAGUUUCACCAAUAUUGGCACCUGUGCCAUCGUCUGCACCAGUGGUUGCACCUGCCCCUAUACAUUCAACUCACAAAGGUCAUGUGGCGAAACCUCCUUGUCAUUUCGAGAGAUUCCCGAGGAAGGCGACUAGUCAUCCUCCCGUACUACCGCCUAUUAGACCACCAGUCCCUGCACCUCAUAUUGCUCCCUCUCCACCACAGAAAAUGCAUGCUCCAACACCAGUCCCGCAUGAAAUCUCUGCGUCGAGCCCAUUGCCCUCUGUUGUGUACGCUCACACUCAGCCUCCUCCAAUGACACCUUCAGUUGCAGAGCCUCCUCACAGAAUACCUUCAGGUUCAAAAUCCCCAUCUUCAUCUUCUACAGGGAGUUUUUCGUCAAACUUGUGGGCUCUCUCGCUGUUUCUACUUCUUGUACCACGUUUAUAGAAGCAGAAUGAAGGUUUUUUUCCUCUGGUGACGCUAAAAUCUGCUGCCAGUAUGAAAAUGAGUUCCACGUAUCAUUUCAUCUAGGCCGAAGAAAACUAAAUGGAGGAGCUUUGCGAAGUGGGAACAAUGCCAAAAGGGCAUCCCUCACACGCAAAUGAAUAUAUGUGGUUGUUUUGUGCUUGUAAAUACUGUAUCAAAGAUUCAGUACCGCGAUGCAUUUUCAGGUCAAAGUCACAGAGGUGACAGGCCUGUGAUGACAUGCAUUACCACUGUUAUGUAUGAUACCUCUUGCAUAAAUGUAAAGAGGUUAAAAAAAAGAGCAACCAACAAAUGUAUAACAAUGCCUUUUUGUUUCUAAUAUCUUCUGAGCCCGCUAAAUACUCCGAAGUUUAGCAUGUUUGGGGGAGAGUAGUACUAGGAUGGAUGACCUUCUUGGAAGUCCUCGUGUUGCAUCCCCCUUUGGUUUUAAAAAAAAAAAAAAAAAGGAAAUAAGAAACUUCCGAGCCCGUCAGGUACGAUUCCUAGUUAUGAACAAAACUUUAUUUA